Monoraphidium neglectum is the source of this 1446-nucleotide messenger RNA. RefSeq names its product Solute carrier family 25 member 40. Gene Ontology annotation, cellular component: mitochondrion. Gene Ontology annotation, molecular function: glycine transmembrane transporter activity. The transcript is spliced from 9 exons. The record is from RefSeq and is a predicted model, not a curated record. Gene Ontology annotation, biological process: glycine import into mitochondrion. The annotation marks the transcript as partial. Lineage: Eukaryota; Viridiplantae; Chlorophyta; Chlorophyceae; Sphaeropleales; Selenastraceae.
AUGGCGCGGUGCAGGACGGUGGGCCAAACGGUUCGCGUGCUGUUGAAGGAGGGCGGCGUGCGCGGCAUGUGGCGCGGCACGGGGCCGACGGUGGUGCGGCUGUCGCUGGGGGCGGGCAUCAACUUUGUGGCCCUCGAAAAGCUCAAGGCCUUCAUGCUGCACGGCCUGCCGGCGUCGCAGGGGCACCUCGGCUUCUUGCAGGCAGCUCUCGUGGGGGGCAUGUCCCGCGCCCUGUCUGCGGCGGUGAUGUCGCCGGUCACCCUCGUCAAGACCCGCAUGGAGUACGGCGGCCCGAUGGCGACGCAGUACCGCUCCACGUGGCAUGCUCUCUCGACCAUCGCGGCGCAGGAGGGGCCGCGGGGGCUGUUCAGGGGGCUCGGGCCGACCGUUCUCGCCAACGCGCCGUUCUCUGCUCUGUACUACAUGUUCUACACAAAAAUUAAGCAGGCGGUGUCGCAGGAAGGGCGGCCUCAGGUGGCGGUCAACCUGAUGUCUGGCCUGGUGGGCGCGACGGCUGCGACGCUGCUGACACAGCCUAGUGACGUCGUGCGGACGCGAGUGCAGCUGGGGCUCGGCACCGCCGGCGCGACGGGGGCGGCGGCUGCGGCGGGGGCGGCGCGUGCGAACGCAUGGGAGACGCUGCGGGCGGCGCUGCGGAGCGGCGGGCCGGGCGCGCUGCUGACGGGCGCGGCGCCGCGGAUAGCGAAGCGCAGUUUGCAGACGGCGCUCCUAUGGGCGGUCGUAUCCGGGCAGGCGCGCAUGGACCCGUCCUUCUUCCGCCGCGACUUGCGGCUGCCGCGGCACAGGGAUGUGCGACUGGAAGAAUUCUCCGCUUGGGGCCCGGACUGUGGCGAUAUGUUCUUCUUUCCGGAGGGAGCCCUGAACAUUCUCUUUUCUCCAGUGGACAAGAACUUUAGCGUCAAGCUGAAAUACAUCGGCUUUGCGCCCGACGGCUAUUGCAAGCGCAUCAACGCGUGCUCGCACGCAGAGUUUUACUGCGCAGUCCGGCUGCUGAACCUGGUCCGGGACAAGUGGCCGCGCCAGUUCAAGUCCUGGGUAAACCGGGUGUGCGCCAACGUCGGCAGCGGCGGGAAGCUAGGGGUGCCGCAGCCGCCGCCCGGCGCGGGCGGCGGCGGCGCCGGCGACGCGCCGGCGUUCAUCCACCUGCUGACGCGCGGGGAGGAGGGGCAGGUGCUGGAGUGGCCGCAGUGGCCGCAGGCGCCGCUGGGCAAGGCGGCGGCGUACCUCAAGGCGCUGCACGCUGAAGUCGACGCAGCGGCCCGCAGCCGCCGCGCGCCGACCUGGGAGUCUGUCUGGACUGCCAUAAAGCUCGGCAUCGACUGGCAGCCGAAGGACGCGGAGUUUGCGGACUUGCCGGACCCAGUCCGCCUGGUGCGGCCGGUGAAGGAGGCGCUCGCGGGCGCGCUGUCGGUGACGGCCGCGGCG